GAAAAUUCCUUGUCAACAAAACAUGGCGGGGGAAGCUUUCGGCUUCGCGACCGUUGAAAAAAAUUCGUGGAAUCACAAGUUUCAUCGCACAGAAGUCGUGAUAUUUCUUCGAUGUGAUGUUGUUGAAUGUGUAGGCUUAAGCCGAUAGUUCAGGUUAAUUUGUUUUCACGAUGGCGAACAACAGAAGUAGCGAUUUAUAUCGCUGGAAAAGAUGGUCCACAAAAGACACAUCGAGUACCAGCGCGCAUAUGAACACGAGGCCGAAAACUCACGUUCCUGCAAGUGACAACAUUCAAAAUUGGAUCAAGAAGGUGGAGAAAGCAUCAGACAGAGCAGCUGCAGUGACCUUUGGCCUCGGCAACAGUCGUCGUGGUGAUGGUUACUCGCUAGCCAAUAGCUACGGCACGGCGGCUGCAACUCUGGAGGCCGUGCAUGAUCAUGAUGAAGCUCAUUCAGAAGCGCAAGACCUUCUCAGUCAGUGGAUGGCCCAGAAGUGUGGCCUUGACGAUGACGAGGAGGAGGAUGAUCUCAGGUAUUUUGAGGACGAUGUCGACGUCAGGGACUACGCCGCAUCCAAGAAGGCCGCCAAGACCGACCUGAAAGACCAGUGGAACAACCUCCUGGCUGAGAACGAUCCGGUAGCUGCCGACCCCUACCACAAGAUGUCUUCUGAAGAACUCUUUCGCCAGAUAGAAACUCGGGAUGAUGACCAAUCCGUCCAGAGCAUCCUGGAUGAACUGAUGAAGAAAGACAUUGUGGAGAGCAGCUUCAAGAAAGAUCUGGGCAUCGGAGCAGAGGCCACGAAGAAGAGACAUGACCCUAGGACCACAAUGGCUGCAAGACAGCAAAAGGUGAAGGAGAACAGAGAGAAGAGACAACAGUCGAGAGAGGCGCAGCUGCGGCAACAGCAGCAGCACAAGGAGGCCCAGUCCCAGGCACGGCAGAUGGUCAUGAAGGAGGAGCGCAGCAAGGCGAUGCAGAGGCAGCGAGAGGAGGCCCUCAUGCAGCAGGAGAUGGCCAGGCUGAGGAAGGACAUGCAGGAGCAGAGGAGGCUGGCUGAGGAGGCCAGGCAAAGGGAGAAGGAGAUAGAAGCCAGAAAGCACGAAGAGCUGAGGCAAGAGGAGGCGAGAAGACGGCAGGAGGAGCUGCACACCAGACUGAACGCGGAGUCCCUCAUCCAGGAGGAGAGACGCAAGAUGGAACAGAAGCUUGAGAAUGCACGGGCAAUGAAGGCAGGCCAGGAUCUGAAGAGCUUACAGAGGCAUUUCCAUGCCUGGUACGAGCUGGUCCUGAGCAAGCGACUAGCCCUGGGCAAGGCCCGGGCCGUGGCUGACUGGCGGACGCUACUCAGAGCCUGGAAUGCCUGGCGGGCCUACGUCAGGGCUAGCUGGGCCGAGCGUGAGACCAGGGAGAUUGAAGAAAACUUCAAAGACCUCCACAGGAAAAAGCAGAUCGCCGCCGAUCACUACCACCGUACAAUCCUGAGAAAAUAUCUCUCCGUCUGGUGCCUGUGGCUGCGGCAGGAACAACAAAGCAGGGAACUGGAGCAACAGCAGCACCAGACCAAAAGCAAGAUGGCCGCCUUCCUGGAGGCGGCAGCCUCUGGGAAGCUGUGGACCAAUAGGAGUGAGGAAGAGGGAGAUGGUGAUGCCAAGGCUGGAAAGAAGGGGGCCUCUGAUAGGCCCGACUCAGUGGCACAAAAACUGGAUGACCUGUUCGGAGAACCAGCACGACCAGUUAACCCCAAAGCUUCAGUCCCAAGCACAGCCCGCAGUGAUGUCUCCACCACGUCCGAAGUAUCCCAAACCAAACGGCAACCUAACCACUCCGCGGGUCCCGGUAAGCCCAAGUACGCCUGGCAGGUGAUGCGCAAACACGUGGACCUUCCAGUGGAGGAGAUUCUAGCAGCCGGUGAAGAUGACGACAACGCGGAGCACCAGCCGAAUCGGAAUCAGAAUAAUGCCGUCGACAACGCAAAUCCAAAGACCAGCGCCUCAGGUGCAACAUCGAAGAGGUCCAUCAGCUACAAGCCCAACUCCUUCGAGCACCGCUAUGCUGCGCAGCAGCGCGUCCUGCAGGAGCAGCAGCAGCAACUACGCGAGCAGAAGCGCUUGAUUGAAGACCUGCAGACGGCGCAGAGGCAGCAGCUGCUGCGAGCGCAGCUUGGAGGAGGAGCGGAGGCAACUAGUGAUGUGACAAGGGAUCCAAACGAACUUCCUGAAGGACUCCCAGAUAGUGGAAGGUCACAGCCUGGAGCCGGCACGGCGCCGUCCACUGGACGGUCAGACCUUAGCGAUUCCAGCACGACCAGCGCUGGAAGUAAGAACAAGGAACCCACCAGGCCACCACUGCUCAAAGGCAUGAAGGACAGGGAAGCGGCGCGGCUGAAGAUGAAAGCAGACAGGGAGGAACGACAACUCAAGAGAGAACAGGAAAAACUGGCUGAGAUCAAGGCUAAAGAGGAGAGGCAGAGGCAGGAAGAGGAAGACGAGAAGAAAGCCAAGAUGGAGAAGAGACGAGGAGAGAAGAGACUAGCCAAACAGAGGGAGUUGGAGAAACAGCAGCGCCUUGAGCAUCUUCAGCAGCAAACCUGCAGAGCAGACGAGCAUUACCGACAAACCCUGCUCAGACGUAAGGGUCUGGACCCCUGGAUGAGGCUGGUCCACAUGGCCAGACAAAACAUGCAGGUUGCUGAAGAUCACCAUAGCAGUGUGCUACUGAAGAAGUGCCUGUUGCCGUGGAGACAAUAUGCAGAUGAGGUCUUGCAGGAGAAGCUUGCCAUGGCAGAGAAGCAGUACGAGGUCAUCCUUCUCAGACGGUCGUUUCAGUCUCUGAAGAGGUAUGGUCACCUGCAGUCCAUUCAGCUCCAGAAAGCUCGGAGGCAUUACGCCUUUACUCUCAAGGGGAAGGUGUUCCAGGCCUGGCAAAAGCACGUCACGGACGAGAAACUCCGGAUGUGGAAGAACGAAGAAGCCGCCGAGGAGCACAAUGAGAUACGCAUAAUGAAGACAUCAUUUUUGGCCUGGAAGCGGUAUCCCCAGAUGCUGAAAGCCGAGCGAGCACGAGACAAACGACUGGAAAACAUGAGGAAGAAAGUGGCCUCCAUCCUGCCCGAUUUUGGGGACAGCUGAUGAUGAUGUGCAUCGAUGGAGGAAGUUUGACGGAGGGUGAUUGGUCAACUAGCAGUUGAUUUUUGAUAAAACUUUAUCUGCGCUUUACACAUUAAUGUGUCAACAACUCUCAUCAAAACAGUCGUCAAAACAUCAUCUAUAAACGUCUUGGUCCAGGCUCCAUGCUAUGCAUUAUUAUCAUGCACAAGGCUAUGAGCUCCUUGUGCCAACAAAAGAGGGUGCAUUUUUACCACUUUUGAGAGCUCCGUAGACUGGACUCGCAGCGUGAUUUUCUGUACUGUACUGGUUCACCCGCGAAGUACGCAGGACUUCCUGAAUGUGCAAAAGCUAUAGCCACAGCGUCUUCGCGUGAGCGUCAGGCUUUGUCUGCGCGCGGAAACGUUUGAAUUUAAUUUGCGAUGGUCUCCCAGACUACUCCCUGCCCCAAAAUAACUUUGGAUCAUUAGAAAUGUGCAGUGGAUGGACCAGGAACCAGUCUAGGUCUCCCCAAAUUCCCCUUUUUUAACCGAUGAAGGCGUACCUGUGCACGGAGCCCAUAGACCCCUCUCAAAUUAAUUACGUCACUGCCUCGAGAUUGUCACGUGCAUCGGCAUUUUGGGCGUCAAUUUUGCAUGACAUGCAUCGGCUUUGCACACUGUGCGCACAAAUACCUGAUGGCGUUGAAUGGGGCUCGUUCAGUGACGGCCAUCUCUGUAGGAGAACUGCAACUGCAUAUUUUAGGCAAUCAAGCACGCAUUGCGCAGUGUUGAAAAUG
Messenger RNA from Patiria miniata (bat star), 3885 nucleotides. RefSeq names its product coiled-coil domain-containing protein 191-like (gene ccdc191). The coding region runs from base 171 to 3131 and encodes 986 amino acids. Lineage: Eukaryota; Metazoa; Echinodermata; Asteroidea; Valvatida; Asterinidae. The record is from RefSeq and is a predicted model, not a curated record. The transcript has 18 exons. Gene Ontology annotation, molecular function: phosphatase binding.